AUGUCGACCGCUUUCAGAUCAGUGGCGCCGUUCUUGCGGACCGCGCGCCACGGCCUUAACCCGCUUCAGUCCGCCAUCAAGAAGCAAAGCGCCUCCGGCAUCCUCAACCUCUAUCGCACAUACGCCGUCUUCGAGCGAACGAAACCCCACGUCAACAUUGGCACAAUUGGCCACGUGGAUCACGGCAAGACUACUCUCUCGGCCGCCAUCACCAAGAGACAAGCCGAGAAGGGCUUCGCCAACUUCCUCGAGUAUGGAGCUAUCGACAAGGCCCCCGAGGAACGGAGGCGUGGCAUCACCAUCUCUUCAGCGCACAUCGAGUACUCCACCGAGAACCGGCACUACUCUCACGUCGACUGCCCUGGUCACGCCGAUUACAUCAAGAACAUGAUUACCGGUGCCGCCAACAUGGACGGCGCCAUCAUCGUCGUCGCUGCCUCCGAUGGCCAGAUGCCGCAAACGCGUGAGCACUUGCUCCUUGCCCGACAGGUCGGCGUCAAGAGGAUCGUCGUCUUCGUCAACAAGGUCGACGCCAUCGAUGACCCUGAGAUGCUGGAACUCGUUGAGAUGGAGAUGCGAGAGCUUCUCGCCACCUACGGCUUCGAGGGCGACGAUACCCCCGUCAUCAUGGGUUCUGCCCUCAUGGCCCUCAACAAGCAGAAGCCAGAGAUUGGCGAGCAGAAGAUUGACGAGCUCCUCAAGGCAGUCGACGAAUGGAUUCCCACCCCCGAGCGUGACCUCGACAAGCCUUUCCUCAUGUCUGUCGAGGAUGUCUUCUCCAUCUCCGGCCGUGGCACCGUCGUUUCUGGUCGGGUCGAGCGCGGUGUUUUGAAGCGCGAGGAUGAGAUUGAGGUCGUCGGCAAGGGUACCGAGGUGAUCAAGACCAAGGUCACCGACAUUGAGACGUUCAGGAAGUCUUGUGCGCAGUCGCAGGCUGGCGACAACUCCGGACUCCUCGUCCGCGGUAUCCGCCGCGAGGAUAUCCGCCGCGGUAUGGUCGUCUGCAAGCCCGGCACCGUCAAGUCGCACUCUCAGUUUCUCGCUUCGCUCUACGUCCUCAGCAAGGAUGAAGGUGGCCGACACACUGGUUUCCGCGAGAACUACCAACCGCAGCUCUACCUCCGAACCUCGGACGAAGCAGUCAAUCUGACUUUCCCCGAGGGCACCGAGGGCGCGUCCAGCAAGAUUGUCAUGCCCGGUGACAACGUCGAGAUGGUCGUCACUCUGGUCCACCCCAACGCUAUUGAGGUGGGCCAGCGGUUCAACAUUCGCGAGGGAGGCAGGACUGUGGCCACCGGCCUGGUCACCCGCAUCAUGAAGUAA
Hirsutella rhossiliensis is the source of this 1323-nucleotide messenger RNA. RefSeq names its product elongation factor tu GTP binding domain-containing protein. The record is from RefSeq and is a predicted model, not a curated record. Gene Ontology annotation, cellular component: mitochondrion. NCBI's taxonomy places the organism in Eukaryota, Fungi, Ascomycota, Sordariomycetes, Hypocreales, Ophiocordycipitaceae. The coding region runs from base 1 to 1323 and encodes 440 amino acids. Gene Ontology annotation, molecular function: translation elongation factor activity; GTPase activity; GTP binding. Gene Ontology annotation, biological process: mitochondrial translational elongation. The transcript has 3 exons.